AUCGCCAACACAGCACGGGAAUAUGCGCCGCCACCCUCCCUUCCGGUUCCGCUCUCGUCGUCGCGUUUCUUUAUUUGAGGCCAUUCACAUCGAAGUAAAUGGUAUCGCUUCCUUCUCGCUGCUUUAGUUUCUCGCAGGCGAAGGCACAAAACAACCCAACAAUGGGCGAGAGCAACGACGGUUCGAUCCUCGCGGAGUUCCUCGCUGUGGCGGUGGACGCCGCAAAGAGCGCCGGGGAGGUCAUUCGCAAGGGGUUCUACCAGACGAAGCAUGUGGAGCACAAAGGCCAGGUGGAUUUGGUUACUGAAACUGAUAAGGCAUGUGAAGAGCUCAUCUUCAAUCACCUUAAAAAGCACUACCCAGAUCACAAGUUCAUAGGUGAAGAAACAUCUGCUGCCUUUGGUACUGCUGAGCUAACUGAUGAGCCUACCUGGAUUGUUGAUCCACUUGAUGGAACCACUAAUUUUGUCCAUGGGUUCCCCUUUGUCUGUGUAUCCAUUGGUCUUGCUAUUGGAAAGGUUCCUACUGUUGGUGUUGUUUACAAUCCAAUAAUUGGUGAGCUGUUUACUGGAGUUCGUGGACAAGGUGCUUUCCUCAAUGGAAAUCCUAUAAAAGCUUCAUCUCAAAGUGAACUUUUGAAGGCUCUCCUUGUGACGGAGGUUGGUACGAAGCGUGAUAAAUCAACUGUUGAUGCGACAACUAACAGAAUCAAUAACUUACUUUUCAAGGUAAGGUCUCUUAGGAUGUGUGGUUCUCUUGCAUUGAACCUUUGUGGGAUUGCGUGUGGGAGGCUUGAUCUGUGCUACGAGAUUGGAUUUGGCGGCCCAUGGGAUGUGGCAGCCGGAGCUGUAAUUGUUCAUGAAGCUGGUGGAUUAGUGUUCGACCCAUCUGGUGGGGAUUUCGACCUCAUGUCUUGCAGGGUGGCAGCUUCAAACUGCCAUCUGAAGGAUGCAUUCAUCCUAGUACUUACGGAAACCGACUAGGAUCACUUUUACUUUACUGAAGAGGCUGCAAAAUCUCCGUGUCUUGAAGCAAGAGUUUAGAGAAGUCAGGCAAUAGGAUGCCAUUUUUUUUCAGACAACUCUGUCGUACCUGCAGAGAUAAAAUGUUCAAUUAAUGAUUGAUCAUUACAGCAAAUCAGCAUAUAAAUUUGUAGGUUCAACUAAUACCAUGUAAAAGAUCUAUGACAUUGCCACAAUGAUCAUGGCUUUUGGACGACGUA
This is a messenger RNA of Musa acuminata subsp. malaccensis (wild Malaysian banana), 1222 nucleotides long. RefSeq names its product inositol monophosphatase 3. The record is from RefSeq and is a predicted model, not a curated record. Gene Ontology annotation, molecular function: inositol monophosphate 1-phosphatase activity. Gene Ontology annotation, biological process: phosphatidylinositol phosphate biosynthetic process; signal transduction; inositol metabolic process. NCBI's taxonomy places the organism in Eukaryota, Viridiplantae, Streptophyta, Magnoliopsida, Zingiberales, Musaceae.